AUGGGGAGGGACGCUAAAAACUUUUAUACACCAGCACAAACUUAUGUUUUGACCAUAAGGACAUCUGUCAAAGAUCGGCCGUUCAAGUGGUUUAUGAUUACUGCCGAGGAUCCAGAUGUUGACAAGAAUAUCUACGAUUUUGGUACCAAGGAUGUAGAUGUAGGAAUCUUGAAGACAUUGGACACAGGACAUUUAUCUCGGUAUAGUGAGAGCUGCUACAGUACUGUUGAAAGCACUGACUUUUCAGAGAAGAGUAAAAUUGAGGUCCACUGGGUUUCUCCGAAACAAAGUUCACGGAACCAGACCAUUCGUUUAAGAGCGACGGUAGCCGAAAACAACGAAGCUUGGUACGAGGGAGAUGACCUGACUAUCGUCCUUUACAAGGACAACAAGAAAUCUUUAGAUAGUCCACCCACUGAACCAAUAGAAACCUGCAAUCUUUGUAGUGAAGCCAGAUAUGAAGUAAUUUUUGCUGGCAAAUGGUCCCGUGUCGCUCAUCCUCGUCUAUACCCCAGCAAACCUGAUGAAAAUGGUUACAGCCACAUGGUGGGAGCUUCUCAUGCAUUUGAUUAUACUCUGUGGGAGCAAGACUCCGAAGCCAGUGACGGUCUGAAACAGUUGGCUGAGGGCAACACGACCGCACAACUUGAGAAUGAGAUUAUACGAGUGAUGGGUGAAACGAAUGGUACAAGAACGUUGAUUCGUGGGAAACGUCGUCACCAUCCUUUCAUGUCAGAACCAUCGCAUGCUCUCUUCAGGGUGGACAGAUAUCACCACAUGUUUUCAAUUGUAGUCGGUAUGAGACCGUCACCAGAUUGGUUUCUGGGUACGUCUAAAUUCGAACUUUGUACUAAAGACGGAUGGUACGAGGGAAGUACAAUACCUUUGUAUCCAUGGGAUGCUGGCACCAUGGAUGGAGAUUCAUAUGAGUCAAUGAGGUCAAAGACUAAUCCAGAAGAUACUGUAAAAAGAGUGGAAGUAGGCUCCUUCAACCGCAACUCGCCGUUCUAUCAGAUGAAUUUGAACGACUUGAAGCCAUUCGCAUGUCUUACGGUGAGAAGGCUGGAUGUGUAUCCUGUUCUAAACGCAGAUUGUAGCGAAUCUGAAGAAGAAGUGAACGUGGACGAAGAACAAACGCAGCCAGAAGAAAAAGACGGAGAAGAAGAAGAGACAGAAGAGGAACCUGAAGAGCCUGUACUGGCAGAAUCAAAACAGAAAUUAGAAAGUGCUGAUAACUGUUACUUGGGCACUUGGGGAGCAUGGUCACCAUGUACCCCUGAUGAUGGCAUUUGCGGCAACGGUUUUAAGACGAGAGCGAGAUAUCGAGGAGACAGAAAUAUUUACUUCGAGAGCUACAGCAAUCAAGAUAAUUUCGAAGCGCAAUCAAAGAGCAGUAACUGUGAAGGAAGUCAAGAUUCGAAGUUAGUGGAAUACAAAAAUUGUUUCAAAGAUUGUUAUUAG
This is a messenger RNA of Arctia plantaginis, 1461 nucleotides long. The record is from the annotation of a GenBank genome assembly. NCBI's taxonomy places the organism in Eukaryota, Metazoa, Arthropoda, Insecta, Lepidoptera, Erebidae.